AUGUCCUCCAAGCACUUGAUCACCACUACUUUUACUCGUCCUGCUGUCAGGGUUUCUCGUAUCGUUAGCCAGCAGUCAAUGAGAGCCACUAGCCAUAUGUCCGACAAUGAUCCCAAGAUUCUUGAAGAAGAGAAGAAUAAGACUCUUAACUCGAAGAACAAAGAAUGGAACGAAAAACUGGCUUCUGUCAGUGAGGCAGCUAUCAAGGCAGAACACAGCCCAGAUAAGCCCGUAAAGGAGCUCCAGGAAGAGACCAAAAAGCAGCUUAAGGAUAGCCACAAAUAA
Molecule: messenger RNA, 285 nt
Organism: Phycomyces blakesleeanus NRRL 1555(-)
Lineage: Eukaryota; Fungi; Mucoromycota; Mucoromycetes; Mucorales; Phycomycetaceae
Exons: 2
Coding region: 1-285 (94 amino acids)
Source: RefSeq, a predicted model, not a curated record